AGAAAAUGCCAUGACCGAUGGAAGGGCAAGUGUGGCAGUUGUCACUGCAUUCAUGAGGCAGAAGUUGUCCACAGCCACUGAUGGCGACAUUGACCAUUUUACGGAUCGUCUGGUAGAGAUGGCAGACGAUCAAGAGUUAGUCAUAGAUCAGAGGGCCUUGGUGUCCUACUCCCUCCUGGUUUUUGUAUGCAAAACGAUUCUUGAGAAGGUAGGCUUGCCAGAACUGUUCAUCCUCGUAGAGGAAAAAAUUGAAAAAGUUGUGCUGCCAAGUUAUAUGGAAGCAUCCUAUGUCACUGCCACAUCUGUUCAGUUGCCAAAGCAAGUUUGCAAUGACAUCGACAAAGUGUUGAAGAGCUUCUUCGGAUCAAUUACUGUUUCUAACGUUCAAAAC
Molecule: messenger RNA, 391 nt
Organism: Stylophora pistillata
Lineage: Eukaryota; Metazoa; Cnidaria; Anthozoa; Scleractinia; Pocilloporidae
Source: RefSeq, a predicted model, not a curated record